This is a messenger RNA of Trypanosoma theileri, 243 nucleotides long. RefSeq names its product Chain A, A Mutant Of Trypanosoma Rangeli Sialidase Displaying Trans- Sialidase Activity. Gene Ontology annotation, biological process: ganglioside catabolic process; oligosaccharide catabolic process. The record is from RefSeq and is a predicted model, not a curated record. The annotation marks the transcript as partial. NCBI's taxonomy places the organism in Eukaryota, Euglenozoa, Kinetoplastea, Trypanosomatida, Trypanosomatidae. Gene Ontology annotation, molecular function: exo-alpha-sialidase activity. The transcript has a single exon. Gene Ontology annotation, cellular component: cytoplasm; membrane; intracellular membrane-bounded organelle.
GUGUUCCCAGUCCAGGCAAUGAGUUCAAUUAGGAGGACCACUGCAAUGCUUAUGUAUUCCAAAGACGAUGGUGAGACGUGGAAGUUCGCAAACGGUAUCACUGCACUGGAUUGCACUGAAUCUUCUAUUGUUGAGUGGGAGGGGAAGCUCAUCAUGAACAGUCGCGUUGACAUUGGCUACCGCAAAGUCUUUGAGUCCACAGACCUGGGGGAGACAUGGACAGAGGCUAUUGGUACACUCUCC